Exophiala aquamarina CBS 119918 is the source of this 720-nucleotide messenger RNA. RefSeq lists its product as uncharacterized. NCBI's taxonomy places the organism in Eukaryota, Fungi, Ascomycota, Eurotiomycetes, Chaetothyriales, Herpotrichiellaceae. Bases 1 to 720 code for a protein of 239 amino acids. The record is from RefSeq and is a predicted model, not a curated record. The transcript has a single exon.
AUGAUCACACAACUUGAGUCGGAGCUCAUCUCCUGGCAUCGCACUUUUCCCGACUAUUCUGCAACGCGAGCAGAGCAGGCGACCGGAUCGACAGUAACCGAGUUGCCAUUUAGCCUUAUGCCUCUAUGGCACUACUCUUUUAUGACCCUGAUGACAGAUUUAGACGUCCUGGAACUGGCGAUUGGAAAAGAUGGGCCGGACGUUUCCCAUUCAGUCCGACAGUAUGUGUCGUCGUGGAUAUCUUCCCCAGACUCCAAGCGGUGUCUCCUCCACGCACUACUGUUGCAAAAUUUCAUGGUCAAUACUAGUAUGGGCUCGGUUAUGGCCAUUCAUACGCCGCGCAUCUUGUUCGCUGCAGCAGUUUGUUGGGCUUGUUAUAUGCUCUAUCAACCAAGCAUCCCCUCUUCCAGUUCCUUAUCAGCCCAGUUCACCGUCCAUACAGACAGGACAGAUGUAUUCGAGUCUCUAGAGCUUCUUCCAGAAAUUCGAGCAAUGGACAGCUCAACUUGGUCUUCCACACUACCAUCAGGGUUUACGGGUAAGCAGGCAAGUGCAGCACUGAAAUCCAUUCUCACUGCAAACACCGCUGAGAUGAAAGCCGCCACACUUUGCGUCUUGGAAACCAUGCUGCGUCGCCUGGGCACCGGCGGCAUCUCAAGACGCUUCGCCGACAUCAUCCAGAUCCUGAUCGCGGGUGAUGGCAAUGAUUGGGUUGACUGA